Monascus purpureus is the source of this 2114-nucleotide messenger RNA. The record is from the annotation of a GenBank genome assembly. NCBI's taxonomy places the organism in Eukaryota, Fungi, Ascomycota, Eurotiomycetes, Eurotiales, Aspergillaceae.
CGAAAUUCCCUGCGGAAAGAAAAAAGUCAAAAAAAAAAGAAGUCCUCGGUGGUUUUGCUCGCAGGACGUUGCGCCCGCCAAACACGACAUCCUCGCUCUUCCCUCUCUCAUUUAUUUAGCCGGCCUCAUUCGGUAUUGUUAUUUUUCUAUUAUUAACCGGGAAAGCAGCUGAGAGUCGUGGUUGCCCACCAUGACACUUUUCAUUCUUACCGAAACCAGCGCAGGCUACGCCCUGCUGAAAGCGAAGGACAAGAAACUCCUCAAACGCGAUGAUCUGGCAACAGAAGCUGCUACUGCAGAGGGUGUAUCGAAUCUAUUGAAACUGAAGAGCUUUAAGAAGUUCGAUAGCGCUGCUACCGCUCUGGAGGAGGUUGCUUCCAUCGUUGAAGGAAAGGUCACUCCUCGUCUGGCCGGUCUACUUGAUGAGAUUAAAGAUGAGAAGAAGGUCUCUUUGGCCGUUGCCGAUCCCAAACUUGGCAAUGCCAUUGGCAAACUUCCAGGGCUCUCGGUGCAAUUGGUUGCCGACUCCUCGACGACAGAUAUCUACCGUGCUAUUCGUGAACACCUGCCCACACUGAUCCCCGGCCUGAUGCCCCAGGACAUGUCUACUAUGUGUCUUGGUCUGUCGCACUCCCUCGCAAGACACAAACUGAAGUUCUCGCCUGAUAAGAUCGAUACGAUGAUUGUCCAAGCCAUUGCUCUGCUUGACGACCUGGACAAGGAGUUGAACAACUAUGCUAUGCGUGUAAAGGAAUGGUAUGGUUGGCAUUUCCCGGAACUCGCGAAGAUUCUCAACGACAAUCUCGCAUAUGCUAAGGUUGUUCUGAAAAUGGGAAUGAGAUCCAACUGGGAGUCAGCGGAUCUUCUGGAGGUUCUUCCGGAGGAAUUGGAGGGAGCUGUCAAGGCAGCUGCUGACCGCUCUAUGGGUACUGAGAUUAGCGAGGAGGACUUGGAGAAUAUCCAGGCUUUGGCAGAGCAGGUGGUUGGUUUCACUGAAUACCGCCAACAGCUUGCGGGUUAUUUGACAUCACGUAUGAAUGCCAUCGCUCCCAACUUGACCGCGCUUGUUGGCGAGUUGGUUGGCGCACGUCUCAUUGCACACGCUGGAAGUCUGACCAAUCUGUCCAAGAGCCCUGCCAGUACUCUCCAGAUUCUCGGUGCUGAGAAGGCCUUGUUCCGUGCCUUGAAGACCAAGCAUGAUACUCCCAAGUAUGGUCUUAUCUACCAUGCUUCCUUGAUCGGCCAGGCUACCGGCAAGAACAAGGGCAAGAUGGCCAGAGUUUUGGCCGCCAAAGCUUCGCUUGGUCUACGUGUUGAUGCUCUCGCAGAGUGGGAGGACGACGUUACAGAGGAAGAAAGAGCUGCUUUGGGUACAGAAGCCAGAUACAACCUCGAGCGGAAAUUGGCCGCUAUGGAAGGACGGCCUGUCAAGCCCAGAGGUGUUGCUAUUGCUCCCAAUGGUGCUACAACCCAGCCUAACAAGUUUGAGCUCAACGAGUCCAGACAGUAUAAUGCCGAUGCCGAUGCAGUUGUCGGUGAUGAGCCCGCAUCGGCCAAGAAGGCUAAGAAGUCGAAGAAGCUAGUGGAGGAAGUCAAGGACACAGAAAUGGCUGAUGCUUCUUCCGAUGAGAGCGAGUCAGAGCCCGAGGCUAAUGGUGCGAUGAAGUCUGACAUCGAGAAGUUGGCUGAAAAGGCAGGUCUCAGUGUGAAGAGAUAUCAACGGAAGCUUGAACGAGGAGAAAUUGAGUUCGAUGCUGAAGGCAAUCCCACCGCCAUCAGCAAAAAGGAUCUGAAGAAGGCCAAGAAGGAGGCUAAGAAGGAAUCCAAGAAGGCCGGUAAAGACAAGGAUGAGGGCAAGAAACGCAAGAGGACAGACGAGGGUGAGGAAGUGGAGAGCGCUGAGAAGAAGAAGAAGAAGAAGAAGGGCCGGGAGUAAGAAAAGUCGAAUUUUAUUUUCAUCUCUGUAUGAUAUCACAGCUUGUGUGGAUUUGAUUUUGCUGUUUUGUUUCUUUUUCUGGGUGGCAUUUAAGGAUGAAUUCUGGUCUUCCCAUGGCGCAGAGGUGCUUGUUGGUAUAAGGCAGUACAAUCCUAGCUUGAUAAUGAAUUGGUGUUCA